Pieris napi is the source of this 3316-nucleotide messenger RNA. Its product is annotated as voltage-gated potassium channel subunit beta-2-like. The coding region runs from base 1189 to 2406 and encodes 405 amino acids. Gene Ontology annotation, molecular function: voltage-gated potassium channel activity; potassium channel regulator activity; transmembrane transporter binding. The record is from RefSeq and is a predicted model, not a curated record. The transcript is spliced from 13 exons. Lineage: Eukaryota; Metazoa; Arthropoda; Insecta; Lepidoptera; Pieridae. Gene Ontology annotation, biological process: regulation of potassium ion transmembrane transport; potassium ion transport. Gene Ontology annotation, cellular component: cytoplasm; voltage-gated potassium channel complex.
UUGACCUAAUUUUGUUUUGUGUAGCUGUCAAAACACAGUUAUGUCAAUUUAGUAGACGUCAAUGUGAGAACUGUCAAAAUUGAAAAUGUCAGUCAAGUCAAUGUUCCGUACCAUUAUUUUAGUCUAAUAGUAUGUAAGAAUUUUGUCAAUGUAAAAAAAAAAAAGUUCAAACUAUUAAAUUACAACAAGAAAAAAAGAAAAUGAAUACAUGAUAGGUCAUAGGUUACGGUGUAAUGAGUUCUCCAUCCUGAGAUUUAGUAAUAAUUUGGAACUGAGCUAAUACGCAAUGUUUCGCUUUCCGUAAAAAUAACCCAUACGUGAUUUCCAGUAUUCACUCCGAAUAAACGUGUUUAGAAAACUGCUUCCACAUUUCAGGAUUUAUUACUGUGGUGAACCACAACCAGAGCGCAUGUGCACAACUCGCUGUACCUGCGUACGCAGAGCUGGGGCAGCCGUCGCCCUUUCUCCGCAGACGGCCAACCGCAGUGCACGUAUUCGUUGAGGGUUUAAGCGAGAGCGGAUUUGAGAGCAGGAGUCAGCCAGUGGUUAGAUCAUCGUUAGUCCUAGAUAUUAGAUAGUUAGGCUACGCUUGCUUUUCUACGUGUGACUUAACCCGCUACGUCCUUUCCUUCAACCGUGAGAGUGUAUGUUUCAGACGAGUUAGGUAUGAAGAGAACGGAUCAGCGGCAGAACAAAGGAAACACCAUGUCACGAAGCGAAUCCACGCGCGGUCAGCCGCCGCACACCGCACACACCACUCGGUCUACCCGACAGCGUCAGCGUAGACUCCAACCCAAUGCUCACCAUAUAUCGGUAACGCCCUAGCCUCUGCGCCUAGCGUCGUGUCUCUCGAUCAAAACUGUUCCUCGGACGAUCGAAGGACAGGGCGUCAACCAUGCUCAGCAAUGCACGACACAGUAAAUUCAGCGCCACUUCACUCGCUGUCACAGUCGACGUCGCAUGAUCCCCGCGACGCAUGUCUGGAGUGCAAUCCAUCGGAGUGCUACGAUAUGCUAUGCUCUGAUCGCUUGCUUUAAGACGAAUUAUCAAAUUGUCGUGAAUAUCAAUCCAUAGAAAACACAAAAGCCAAGGACCCGAUUUGAACCCUCUCAUAGUUCUAUUAAAUUAGCCAGCCAUCAGGUUGUAGCUAGCUUAGCUUUCAUAUCAGUGCCGUCGAGUUGGGAGAAUAUGGCACGUCAGUCGUCAGUGUACAUGGGGAACCACGCAAGUAUACCGUCAUCCGUGACUCCAGGACUUCGUUACAAAAACAUGGGCAAGUCAGGAUUGCGAGUGCCCAACAUCGGCCUCAGCCUGUGGACUAUGCUCAACGAAGAUGUCGCUGAAGACCUCGUCAUGACAGCUCUCGAGAGUGGAAUCAACUUAAUUGAUUUAUCUAAAGCUCAUAACGCACAGGGUGAAGCAGAAUUGGGCAGAAUACUGAAGAAAAGAAACGUUAAACGAUCCAGUAUUAUUAUUACAACCAAAAUCUAUUGGAGUACUAAGUGCGAAGAAAGAGGUCAAUCUCGAAAACAUAUAAUAGAAAGCGUGAAGGAGUCAUUGGGGAGGCUCCAGCUAGAGUACAUAGACUUAGUUCUUGUACAUAAAGUGGAUCCAGUAUGUCCGAUGGAAGAAUUGGUCCGAACAAUGAACUACAUCAUAAACCAAGGAUAUGCGAUGUAUUGGGGCACAGCGCGCUGGACUCCAACCGAGAUUAUGGACGCGUACUCUAAGUGUCGAUCUUUCAAUUGCUGUACGCCGGUCGCCGAGCAGACAGAGUACCAUAUGUUCUGUCGUGAAAAGACCGAACUGUAUAUGCCAGAUGUGUAUCGUAUGAUUGGAGUGGGAACUAUGGUGUGGUCUGCACUAAGUACUGAUAAGGGUCUGAACCAUGAGGAGGUGGCACAGUUAUUUGCCAAAUCUCGCUUCAACCGCAAAUACAGCACAUUCAGCUGGUGGGAGGAGGAACUCGUUGCUAACAAUGAACUCGAAAACAAUGAAUCUACAGUAGCCGAAGAGUCACGAAGUUUCAAGGACAAACUGAAAGCUCUCUCCGACAUAGCCAAUGCCUUAAAUUGCUCGAUAAGGCAGUUGUCGGUGGCGUGGUGUCUUAAAAAUGAAAAUAUAAACUGCUUACUUCUAGGCGCUACAAGUGUCGAACAAUUCAAAGAAAAUAUACACGCACUGCAGAUCGUGCCUCAAUUGUCUAAGGCGGUGAUUUUGGACAUCGAAAAAAUUCUGGCAAACAAACCACAGCGACCCCCGAUUAUCUCAACUCUGACGAUGCGAAACCAACAGAACGCCAGACUAGACGCUGCUGAUGGCACAGAGACGCCGAAAGAAGAUGACGUGGAAGCCAACGUUUCGACCCCCGAGAAGGAGGAAGUAGUCAGGGGUGCGUUUCAAUGACGUUGGUGGAAACGAAGCUCUGACACGGCUUCCAAGUCUAAGGACUCGCUACAAGACCCAAAACCAAAGUUCUUUUUGAACAAUGCUGGCGCGGUGAUACGGCGCGAAGAACGUGAUGGCGUGACGUCCGAUACAGUAGUAUCUGUAUCUUCUCUGAAAGGCAAACAACCAGCAUCGGGAGGCAGCAAGGGUAAGAAGUCUAAGUCGGAACCCUCCCAGUCACGUUCUGGCUCGCUGCAGCGCUCCACGUCAGGGCAAUUGGCGAGCUCCCGAGACCGUAAAAUGUCUAGGUUCAAUCUGGGAUCACCUGCUGAUGUAUAAAGUAUGAAAACACAUGAGGGUCAUGAAUCUUUGUAAUUAUUUCACUCAAGGACAAAAACUGCCAUCGUUUAUCACAAAUUAGUUAGAGGUAGCACUAUAUAGAAGUCAAUAUUAAUAUGACUAUAGACUAUAGUCUAUUUAACAUAUUAGUGUUUUAUCUUUUAUCCUACCUGUUAUGUAACCUACCUAAUUAUGUUUAAGUAUAUUUUGACGGAAGUAAUGCAUACUAUUUUAGUAUAGUAAGUAUAUAGUAUGUGUAUGUAGCGCACUGUGUAUAUAUUUUUUUUAGAAAUUGUUUAGAAAGUUCUAGACAACACAUUCACUAAAUAUUAUGGUAUAAAGUGUCUAUUUUAGCUAUAUUAAGGUCAAAUAAACCUUUGCGCACUGUCUCACAUAUCAAUUGUUAUAACAAUGUGAUUCUAAAUAUAAAUUUAAAAGUCAAGCUAAAUGAAAGAGAUAAUUGACAGAUUUAAUUUAAGUUCGCUUACCAUACCAUACGCUCUGUUGUUUGACUAAACUAAAUAAUUCAAUCAGCCAAAUGUAUAAUCAAAUAAUCAAAAUGUAUAAUAUAAUAUAGUGUUAAUCAAUU